Messenger RNA from Lodderomyces beijingensis, 1734 nucleotides. The record is from the annotation of a GenBank genome assembly. Lineage: Eukaryota; Fungi; Ascomycota; Pichiomycetes; Serinales; Debaryomycetaceae.
AUGAUUAGAAUUGCAGCGUGCAGGGUUAGGGUGAAACCUUCUGGUCUUCGUGGGUUCAGCACCACUGUGGCCAGAUUCAAUGGCAAGAAAGUAGAGGGACCACCCAGGAUCCCUGAGUUGAAAAAGGAAGCACCCUUGGUUACUCCACCUAGCAUCGAGCCGAUCCCAAUUCAAGAAGAGAUUAUUGUGGAAGAGCCAAUUCCCAAGAAGAAGAAAAAGUUUUCCUUGUUUGGGUUCCUUUUCAAGACAUCGUUGUUGGCGGUUGCUGUUUAUGGAGGCACGCUCUAUGUUGCAACCAAGAAUGACAAGGUGAUGGACUUUGUCAUUGAUAACAACUUGCCCUACCACGAGGAGUUGAUUGAGUACAUUGACACCACAUCGUGGGAUGACAUCGAGGAGACAUGGCAUGAAUUGAAAAGAAAAUUCUCUGGCGUCAAGGUUCCUUCGAAGAAAGACCUCGAGCAGAUCACCACCAAGUUGGAGCACAAAGGUGAAGAUCUCUACAAGGAGACAAAGAGAAAGCUAGCAGGUAAAUCAGCGGAGAGGAAAGGCACUGAGCUCACACCGGCUGAGCAAUUGCAAAAACCCGUCGAAGUGGAAAGCGUGACCCGCGAAGUUUCCCGUUUACCGUUGAUUGAGCUCAGUUCCGAUGUUGCCAACUCGGUCGACUCGUCCGUCAAACAAAUCAUUCUGUCCUUGAACAACUUUAUCCAGACAAUCGAUGCCGGCACGCUUGCUUCGUCCAACACUGGCUUAGUCAAAGCAAUUGACUCCAGCCUCAACGAGUUGGCCAAAAAGUUGAACUCGUUGACGACUGCUUUUGACGAAGAGGUCAAGAACAAGUUGAAGGCCUCCCAGACGGAGUUGGUGUCAUCGUACACAAAGAAAGAGUUGGAUUUGACCGAGAACUUGGUUAAGCAGUUCAACGCCGAGAAAGCUCAAUUGGAGAAGAAGCUAAAUCAGAGGUUGGAGCACGAGGUUCAAGCUGCAAGAGAAGCCAUUGGCCAAGCGGCAACAAACGCGGUGUCCAUGGUUAGAAUAGAGCAAACCAACAGCUUUGAAAAAUUGGUUAGCGAAAAGAUCAACGAGGAGAGACUGGGAAGAUUAGCCAACCUCGAGAAAUUGAAUGAGAAGAUUCUCGAGUUGGAAAAAUUCGCCGACUCUUUCCAAGACCAGAUCAUCAAGACUCAUGAACGGACUUUGAUACAAAGGUCGGUUAGCAACUUGAAGAGCUUGUUGUUGAGCUCUUCAGACUUGUCGCAACCGAAAAACAUCCAACCAUACGUUGACAUUUUAGCACAAAUCUCAACCGAUGACGAGGUGUUGAAUUUGGCAUUGAAGGAUUUGCAGCCAUUGAUUGCCAAGGACUCGACCCAUUCAAUCUUGAGCAAUGCGCAAUUGUUGGAACGUUUCCAAUUGUUGGCUCCUGAUUUGAGGUCGAGCUCCCUCUUGCCUCCGAAUGCUGGUUUAUUGGGCCACUUGUCCUCACUCAUCUUUUCGAAACUUCUAUUGCCUGUGAAAGGUGUCAAAGCAGACGGUAAAGACAUUGAAUCGGUUAUCGGCAGAAUUGAAUCAAGCUUAGCGAGAGGAGAGUUGGACAUUGCUGUUGAAGAAGCUACAAAUUUGAAAGGCUGGACGAGACGGUUGGCCAACGACUGGGUCGAACAAGCUAGAAAGAGACUCGAAGUUGAGUUCUUGCUUGGAUUGAUUGAAACCGAGGCCAGGAUUUUGUAA